Messenger RNA from Andrographis paniculata, 1480 nucleotides. Its product is annotated as protein MAEA homolog. Gene Ontology annotation, molecular function: ubiquitin protein ligase activity. NCBI's taxonomy places the organism in Eukaryota, Viridiplantae, Streptophyta, Magnoliopsida, Lamiales, Acanthaceae. Bases 52 to 1287 code for a protein of 411 amino acids. Gene Ontology annotation, cellular component: cytoplasm; nucleus; GID complex. The transcript is spliced from 7 exons. The record is from RefSeq and is a predicted model, not a curated record. Gene Ontology annotation, biological process: proteasome-mediated ubiquitin-dependent protein catabolic process.
UAAUUAAAAAAAAAAAAAAAAAAAAUACACGAGAGGCACCGAGAGAGGAAAAUGACUUCUCCAAUGGAGACGGACGAACAGCUUCCCAACGGCAAUUCUUCCACUGUCGCCGCCGUCGCCACUACUGCGUCAAAGACUGGCAAACUGGCGGAGUCUCUGAAGCUCGAGCACCAGUUCCUUCGCGUGCCUUUCGAGCAAUAUAAGAAGACGAUCCGCGCCAACCACCGCGCUUUUGAGAAAGAAAUCUCCACUGUAAUUUCUGGAAUCUCAGACGCCGCCGAUGCCGACCUUUCUCGAGACGACGCCCUUCACCAGCUCAAUUCUCUCGUCUCCCGAUUGCAAGGCCUUAAAAGAAAAUUAGAAGAGGGAAGCUUAACAGAGCAUUUGCAAGCACAGAGAUGUCGGACUAGGUUGGAACAUCUAGAAUCUGCAGAUGUGGACAAUGUAUCGGACUGGAAUGCCGUUCGCUUGAAACGAAUAUUAGUGGAUUACAUGCUGCGAACGUCAUGUUAUGAAACUGCUGAAAAGCUUGCUGAAACUUACAAUAUUCAGCAGGAUCUUGUUGAUAUAGAUGUGUUUUAUGAGGCGGCAAAGGUUAUUGAUGCCCUUAAGAAAAAGGAGGUAGCCCCAGCUUUGGCCUGGUGUGCUGAAAACAAAUCCAGGCUGAAGAAGUCAAAGAGCAAACUAGAGUUCCAGUUGAGACUACAAGAAAUCAUUGAGUUGGUUAGAGCUGACCAAAGUAUACGUGCUAUAGCAUAUGCUCGUAAAUAUCUAGCUCCUUGGGGAGCCACCCAUAUGAAAGAAUUGCAGCGGGUCAUGGCGACCCUUGCUUUUAAAAGUACCACUGAAUGCGCAACAUACAAGGUCUUGUUUGAGGAAAAGCAAUGGGAUUACUUAGUCGACCAAUUCAAGCAAGAAUUCUACAGAUUAUAUGGAAUGACUGUCGAGCCUUUACUGAAUAUAUAUCUGCAGGCUGGCUUGUCAGCUCUGAAGACACCAUUUUGUUACGAAGAUGACUGCACCAAGGAAGAUCCUCUAUCGCAGGAGGGGUUCCGGAAAUUAGCGCAGCAUUUGCCGUACUCAAAGCAGCAUCACUCAAAGAUGGUCUGCUACAUCAGCAAAGAGCUAAUGGAUAACGAGAAUCCUCCUCUUGUCUUGCCAAACGGCUACACUUACAGCACAAAGGCCCUCGAGGACAUGGCGAAACAAAACCACGGGAAAAUCACCUGUCCAAGAACAGGAUUAGUCUGCAACUACACCGACCUGAUCAAGGCGUAUGUGUCGUAAAAGAUUCGGGUUCAGGUAUGAAUCAGCUCUAUAUUACUGUGUAGAUUUGCUCUUGCAUGUAUGUAUGUAUGUUUGGUACAAAAAAAUUCUGGAGAUGAUGCACCUGCUGUAUUGACAUUACAAAGAGAUCUAAAAACCUCUAAUUGCAUAAGCUUUACUUUGUGGAAUAACGAAUAUAGAAUUCUAUAGAAAA